CGCUUUACAAAAACGGAAUUCGAAGAAAGGAUAGUGAAAAAGACGCACACCAAUACUAGAUCGGAAAAUUCCGUGGGAAUUAUUGUCCGUUUGGAUUAGAAAUUGAAUAGCAAAGGUAAAAAUUUAUCAUAAUUUGAAUACAGUGAACGUUCCGUGGAAACCAAACGAUAUAGUUACACCGCAUGGUUCGUUUUAAAACCUUAGUAGUUUGACCAGCGAUUACGGCGUUGCCGCUUCGUGUUUCCAUAGCGAACGGGACUGGAUUGCAUUUGCUAAAUUUCGGCACUCUUGAAUACAGUCCUCAAAAAAGAAGUACUUUUUGUUUUUUUUUUCUACAAGUUGGUGUCUUUGAAAGUUAAUAUAUUUUAUGCAAACACGUUAACUCACUGUGAAGCAAAUACAGUUCCACUAUCAAAAUUGCCAGCAACGACAACAACACUAUGUCUGAAGCGGGCGAGUAUUCUGUGGAACGCAUUGAGGAUAAACGCAUUUGCAAUGGCAGAACCGAGUAUUUUUUAAAAUGGAAAGGUUACCCGCGCAGUGAAAAUUCAUGGGAACCUGUUGAGAACCUCGACUGCCCAGAUCUGAUCGCAGCUUUCGAGGAGUCGUUGAAAACAAAGAAAGAGAGCAAAAAACGCUCCAGUAACACGCCAGUAAAUGAUUCAAAAGUAAAACGAAAAGCUGUAGAAGAGGAGCGAGAAAACCGACGCACAAUGGGUUUCGAUCGAGGUCUAGAACCAUCUAAAAUACUCGGAGCCACCGAUUCAUCAGGCGAGUUGAUGUUCCUCAUGAAAUGGAAGGGCAGCGACGAAGCUGACUUAGUGCCGGCUAAACAAGCCAAUGUAAAAUGCCCACAAAUAGUCAUACAAUUCUAUGAGGAACGUCUCACUUGGCAUACGGCUAAUGCAGAAGAGGAUAAAAAUUCAACCAGCAAAGAACCGACCGAGUAAGACACUAGUUUAAGGACUUUUAAGUGCAAACAGACAAGAAAAUAACAAGAAUUGCAAAAUCAAAUAAACUUAUGUAGGUAUUGCAUAAAUUGUUUCGGAAUACGAAGUAAGUGAAACAAAUGCAAAACGUAUAACAUACCGCGUAAGCUGCAAGAAUCUACAAGGCGUAGUGUUUAAACAAAAAUAAAGAUCGUUUUUAUUCAACGAAAUAUAUAAAAACGUUCAAGUUGCAAUUCAAUCGUAAAUAUACAUAUUUAAUGUAGUAAUUUCACUGUUUCUCUUUAAGCUAGUUCGCGUAGUUAUAUAGUUUUCAUGUUUUUUUUAAAAAGCUGCGGCGCAAACUGAAUCAUAAUUAAAUUGAGUUGUUGGUACUUUACUUUUUUUAAAUACAGUUUUCAUUUUGUUACAAUAACUUCAGUAAUAUGGUUUGAAAAACCACCAAGUGAAAUCAUACAAUAAUAUCAAUGGAAGGAUUAACUUAAAAAUAAAUUAAUUUAAUUGCUAUGAUUACGUUCAGUUUUUAAGGACAUAAAAAAAUGAAGUGACAUGAUAUAUCACAUGAAACGAAGUCCAACAUAUAUAAACAUUACAAUUAAUAAAAUUACAUAGUUUUAAAGCUGAA
Molecule: messenger RNA, 1572 nt
Organism: Bactrocera latifrons
Lineage: Eukaryota; Metazoa; Arthropoda; Insecta; Diptera; Tephritidae
Gene: HP1b
Product: chromobox protein homolog 1
Exons: 3
Coding region: 441-950 (169 amino acids)
Biological process (GO): chromatin organization; negative regulation of transcription by RNA polymerase II
Cellular component (GO): nucleus; pericentric heterochromatin
Molecular function (GO): chromatin binding
Source: RefSeq, a predicted model, not a curated record